GUUAACAUGCAUGCAACGGUGGACAACGUAGUUCCUGCUUACUCUAAAAUGAGGUUCGGCAUGUAGCUGCAGUGCAAGAGGUUUAGAAACGGAUAGAGAAGUCAGUGAAUCGCAUCUCUCAUUUGUUUCAAGGACAGUGGAGAGAGGCUCCUUGCCUAGUGCAUUCCUGAAGCAUGAUGCUGUGCUGGGGCAACACGGCUGCAGGCCAGCUUGGCCUAGGUGACUUGGAAACCACUGUGUACGAGCCACGGAGCUGCAAGGUGUUUAGCAGUAGGGGACUGAAGGAGAUUGCCUGCGGAGGACAACAUUCAGUUUUCCUGUUGCAUGAUGGGAGUUUGUAUUCCUGUGGCUCUAACAGCUGGGGCCAGCUGGGCCAUGAAAAAGGAGGAGGCAGACCUGAGCUGGUUGGAGCCCUAGAUGCUCAGAAGAUUGCAGCGGUGUGCUGUGGGGAAGCUCACUCUCUGGCAGUCAAUGAGCAAGGCCAGGUCUUCUCCUGGGGGGCAGGGAAUGAGGGGCAGUUGGGUCUUGGCACUGCUGAGGAAACUGUCAGAGUUCCGAGGUUGAUCAAAAAAUUGUGUGAACACCGAAUUACUCAAGUCAUGUGUGGCAGUAAGCACUGCUUAGCCCUUUCUAAAGAUGGACAGAUUUUUGCGUGGGGACAGAACUCAAAUGGGCAGCUGGGCUUGGGGAAAGGAGAGCCCAGUAAGCUUUCUCCCCAGCCCCUCAAGUCGCUCUCCGGCAUUCCUCUGGCUCAGAUCGCUGCAGGGGGAGACCACAGCUUUGCAGUCUCGCUCUCGGGGGCUGUGUUUGGCUGGGGGAGGAACAGCGCAGGACAGCUGGGGCUCAAUGAUGAGCAAGAACGUGCAGUUCCUUGCCAUAUCAAGUCUUUAAGAACACAGAAAGUAGUUUACAUCAGCUGUGGAGAUGAGCAUACAGCAGCCCUGACAAAGGAUGGUGGUCUGUUUACAUUUGGAGAUGGCUCACAGGGGCAGCUGGGACAUGAUUCUACAAACAAUGAAGUAGUUCCAAGAAGAGUUCUUGAACUGAUGGGAAGUGAAGUAUCUCAGAUUGCCUGUGGCAGACAGCACACCCUAGCAUUUGUGCCUUCCUCGGGUGUGGUCUAUGCUUUUGGCUGCAACACCAAAGGACAACUGGGAGUUGGCUGCAGGGGGAAUGCUAAAAGCCCAAUACCUGUAAAGAGCAGCAUUUUUUACCACAGAGAAAGCCUUCACUCACCAGGCAGUGAGAAUGCACACAGGAAUUUUCCAAGCAGGUUGAGGGAAAUCUGCAGCACAUUUUGCUUAUGUUGCUGGAGCCGCUCAUCUCAUGAAAAAUCAGAAGGUUGCUUCAUUAGACAAAUUCAUUGUGGUGGAGAUCAUAGCUUUUUGUUGUGCUCCAGUUGUGAGUCGCCUGUUGCCCCUGAAGACUUCCGUGUUCUUAAUUCCAGAAAAAGUAUCUCAGUCAUUAACAGUGAAAAUUUAAACACUUGGCGAAUAAAACUUAUAGAGAACAGUGAUUCCAGCACUGUUAAUGAUAUAAUCCUUCUCCUUUCUUCCACUGCUUGUUGGAAUGCAAGUUUCCUAGACCAAAGUGAUGAUGGACACUUUAAAACCAAUCCUAAAAUUCCUGGGAUCGACUUGAGUUCUGUCAGGUUGUUAUUUCAAACUCUCAUGAAGCCUUCAUUUUCCAGGUUGUUAGAACAGGCUACAAAGAGUUUUGAAAGCCUCCUGAUUCCUCAGCUUCCCUGUUCUCCUCCAGAUGUGGAAGCAAUGCGCAUCUAUCUGAUUCUGGCAGAAUGUCCAGUGCUGCAAGACUCUAAAUAUUACAUAUCUUUGACUGUUCCCCUGGCCAUGGCCAUACUCCGCCUGGACACAAAUCCCAGCAAGGUUCUUGAUAACUGGUGGACCUUGUUGGACUGUGCUGUUUUCUCUCGACUCAUUGAGUUGUAUAAAAGCACUGUGGUGUUUCUGUUGACUGGAGGUAAAGCCUUGUUGAUCCCUGUGUUUCUGGAAAGCUACAUCAAUGCUGCAUUAAAACUUCUGGAGAAGUUACACAAGGUAAAUCUUAAAGCCCAGCAUGUGGAUUACAAUCACUUCUAUAUACCUGAUAUUACAAGUCUUGUGGAUAUUCAGGAAGAGUACCUGAAGUGGUUCCUGAGUAAGGCUGAAAUUAAAAUUAGAUCUCCUCCUCUACAGACCUCGGUGACUUUGUGUGCCUAUCCGUUUAUAUUAAAUGCUCAAGCCAAGACAACAAUGCUGCAGACGGAUGCUGAGUUGCAGAUGCAGAUGGCCGUGAGUGGAGCCAAUUUGCACAACAUGUUCAUGCUGCUGACGCUGGAGCCCCUCUUGGCCCGCAAUCCCUUCCUGGUGCUGCAUGUAAGGCGGGAUAACCUGGUUAGUGACGCCCUACGUGAGCUCAGCAUCUACUCCGACAUCGACCUCAAGAAGCCACUCAAGGUCAUUUUUGAUGGAGAAGAGGCUGUAGAUGCAGGAGGGGUAACAAAAGAGUUCUUCCUUCUGCUCCUCAAAGAACUGCUGGAUCCAGUCUAUGGAAUGUUCACCCAUUACGAAGAAUCAAACCUUCUUUGGUUCUCAGACAAAUGUUUUGUUGAACUCAACUGGUUCCACCUCAUUGGGAUUACAUGCGGCCUGGCGAUCUAUAACUCCACUGUGGUAGACCUGCACUUCCCCUUGGCCCUCUACAAGAAGCUGCUGGAUGUACCUCCUUCUCUGGAGGACCUGAAGGAACUGUCCCCCACUGAAGGAAGGAGUCUUCAGCAACUCCUGGAUUAUCAAGGGGAUGAUGUGGAGGAGUCCUUCUGUCUGAAUUUUGCCAUCACAAGGGAAAACUAUGGACUAACUGAAGUCAAGGAGCUUGUCCAAGAAGGAGAAAACAUCACAGUGAACAAGGACAACAGGGAGGAGUUUGUACAAGCCUACCUGAACUAUGUUUUCAAUGACUCUGUGAAGGAGCUGUACACUGCUUUCUCCAGCGGUUUCCUGAAGGUCUGUGGAGGGAAGGUCCUGUCACUCUUUCAGCCCUCCGAACUCAUGGCCAUGGUAGUGGGAAACAAUAACUAUAACUGGGAGGAGAUGGAAAAGAAUGCAGUUUACAAAGGUGAAUAUUCAGCCACUCACCCCACAGUGAAGAUGUUCUGGGAGGUCUUCCAUGAAUUUCCACUGGAAAAGAAAAAACAAUUCCUGUUGUUCCUCACAGGCAGUGAUCGCAUUCCCAUUUAUGGCAUGGAGAGCCUGCGAGUUGUGAUUCAAUCAACAUCAGCAGAGGAGCACUACCUGCCAGUAGCUCACACCUGCUAUAACCUGCUGGACAUGCCCCGCUACAAGACCAAAGAGAUCCUCAGGAAAAGGCUCACCCAGGCCAUAGAACAGUAUGAGGGAUUCAGUUUGGUGUGAUAUCAGCAAACAAUGCAAGCAAGUAAAGUCCGGCCCUGUUGGGUACAUCUGGACCACUUCUGCACUUUAGUAGUUCUGUGGAACUAUGUGCUCUAUGUAUUGAGGGUAUUUUUAUUUGUAGUUUUGACAGUUGUAUAGACUGAAAAAAAUGUGUAUUUAGAAAGUUCUCAUGUGGAAGCAAAUUUAAUGGGGUUUUCUUGAAAUCUUUGGUAUUUAAAUUUGGCUUCCAAAACUUUCUCUGAUGGUUCAUAUUUUGUAAAGGGCACUAACAUAGUGUCCUUAAUGAUGUAAGACUCACUCUUUCUGAGAUUUCAGCUGGAUUUUGUUGCAAGAUUGUGUUUGGGUUGGAUGCCAUCGAGUCUCGUUUGCCCCCUUAAUUAUUCCUAUAAAUAUUUAAACUGUGGAGCUCAUA
Lepisosteus oculatus (spotted gar) is the source of this 3825-nucleotide messenger RNA. The record is from RefSeq and is a predicted model, not a curated record. Lineage: Eukaryota; Metazoa; Chordata; Actinopteri; Semionotiformes; Lepisosteidae.